Messenger RNA from Salvelinus namaycush (lake trout), 1688 nucleotides. Its product is annotated as protein tweety homolog 2-like. The record is from RefSeq and is a predicted model, not a curated record. The transcript has 9 exons. NCBI's taxonomy places the organism in Eukaryota, Metazoa, Chordata, Actinopteri, Salmoniformes, Salmonidae. Gene Ontology annotation, molecular function: intracellularly calcium-gated chloride channel activity; volume-sensitive chloride channel activity. Gene Ontology annotation, cellular component: plasma membrane. The coding region runs from base 1 to 873 and encodes 290 amino acids.
AUGGUGUUUGGGGUGAUAUCUCUGGUCCUGAGCUGGGGAACACUUGGAGCAGGCACUGCUACUGCUGUGGGCACCAGUGACUUCUGUGUGUCUCCAGACAAGUUCAUAGCAAACAGGACCAAGGAGUUCCUCAGUGCAGAAGUGACACACUACUACCUGUAUUGCAGUCAGAGUCUACCCAACCCUUUCCAACAGUCUCUGACUAUCUUCCAGAGGUCUCUGACCACCAUGCAGAUCCAGAUACAAGGACUACUACAGUUCUCUGUACCUGUCUUCCCUACUGCUGAGAGAGACCUUCUGGGCAUCCAGCGCCUGCUGAACUCUACAGAGUUCAACCUGAACCAGUUAACAGCCCUGCUAGACUGCAGGGGGCUCCAUAAGAACUACCUGGAUGGUCUGAUGGGGGUGUGUUAUGACGGGGUGGAGGGUCUCCUCUACCUCUGCCUCUUCUCUCUGCUGUCGGUCAGUGCCUUCUGUGUCAUGCUGUGUGCCAUCCCCCGGGCAUGGACCCUCAUCACCAGCAGGGACAGGGACUAUGACGAUAUCGAUGAGGAGGAUCCGUUUAACCCCCAGGCCCGUCAUAUGGCCUUCAACCCCAGUAGAGCCAGCCAUGUACACAGCUUCUGUAGCUUCAGCAGCAGUCUGGACAGCCAGGCCAGUCCACACCCUCCACCACAGACUGCCGCCAUCCUCCCCACCUCAGAGUACAUGAAUCAGUCCAUGCUGUUUGGAGGGAACCCUCGUUAUGAGAACGUUCCUCUGAUCGGGAGGGGAUCCCCGCCACCCUCGUAUUCUCCCAGAAUGAGAACCACCUACCUGUCUAUGACUGAGGCACAGAUCAGACACUUUGGGACAAACUUCCAGCAGGUAUAGCCCCCAACUAUGGCCUACUGGUCCCCCUCAGGAAGGGUCUGUCUGGGACUACCACUGUACUGAGGAAGCGGAGUUUACAGAUAACCCUGUCCAUGGAUGUCUCACCCUGCUCUCCUGGCCAUCUGUUACUUAAAUGCAGGAGGUAUGGGGUCAACAACAGCCCAGGAACACACUGACGCUCUCAAAGUCCUGUACUGUACGUGUAGAAACCAGGAGACUACAUAGAACCCUGAGUGUAAAGUGCACUUGCCUCUCUCCCCAAACAAACCCACACUUCAGUUAUGUGUUUUCUUCAAAUGUGAGUGUCCGUCUCGAGCCAGAUCAGAAGACAUGAUUGUUAUGGACCAAGUUGAACAUUUAUAUUUUUUUCCUGCGAGUGAUGUCACCUUCGAUGGAUUUCAGGGGACAACAAAUAACCAGAUUGAUUUCCUUCACAGCCAUAGACUGUUAAAUGGUUAUUACAUGAACUCUCUUAAAUCUUCCCCAACCUGUCAUCGCUAUUACAAAGUGUCAUCUAACCAGUCUAGCAUUCAGCUCCUCUUACACUUGACUACACAGCUCUUACACAUUUGACACAACCCAAAGUCUUCAUAAUGUCUUCCCUCAGAAUGAUGAGUCAAACUUGAUGAAAACGGAUACUGUAUUGUCACUUAUCUUUCAGGUUAUUCAUUGAUGUCAAGGAAUGGCAAAUAUAAUGGACUCGUUUUUAAAUGUGACUGGAAAACAGAUAAUUUUCAUGUGAUGUCUAUACUUUUAGAGAAAAAGGUGCUGUCUAGAACCUAAAAGGGUUCUUUGGCUGUCCACAUAGGAGAGCC